Molecule: messenger RNA, 2712 nt
Organism: Drosophila ananassae
Lineage: Eukaryota; Metazoa; Arthropoda; Insecta; Diptera; Drosophilidae
Gene: Stt3B
Product: dolichyl-diphosphooligosaccharide--protein glycosyltransferase subunit STT3B
Exons: 5
Coding region: 121-2445 (774 amino acids)
Biological process (GO): post-translational protein modification
Cellular component (GO): membrane
Molecular function (GO): dolichyl-diphosphooligosaccharide-protein glycotransferase activity
Source: RefSeq, a predicted model, not a curated record
AAUACUAUCAACACUUGAGUUGGCAGCCCAGCCGGCAAUUUUUUAGGCUACGUGUCUUAGUUUUCUGAAUCGUCUGGAGUUCAAAUUACCCGACGCAUUGGAAUUGGAUCAGGACCCGACAUGAAUAAGACGCCCAAGAUGCUGAACAGCAAGGUGGCCGGUUACAGCAGCCUGAUAACCUUCGCCAUCCUGCUGAUCGCCUGGCUGGCCGGAUUUUCGAGUCGCCUCUUCGCCGUCAUCCGCUUCGAGUCGAUUAUCCAUGAGUUUGAUCCGUGGUUCAAUUACCGGGCCACCGCCUACAUGGUACAGCACGGCUGGUACAAGUUUCUCAACUGGUUCGACGAGCGCGCUUGGUACCCUCUUGGUCGUAUCGUCGGUGGUACAGUGUACCCUGGUCUGAUGAUCACCUCCGGCGGCAUUCACUGGCUGCUCAACAUCCUCAACAUUCCGGUACACAUCCGCGACAUCUGCGUGUUUCUGGCUCCAGUUUUCAGCGGCCUUACCUCAAUCUCCACCUACCUGCUGACCAAGGAGCUGUGGUCGUCUGGAGCUGGCUUGUUUGCGGCUAGCUUCAUAGCUAUUGUGCCAGGCUACAUCAGCCGAUCGGUGGCCGGAUCAUACGAUAACGAAGGCAUAGCCAUCUUCGCCCUGCAAUUCACCUACUUCCUGUGGGUGCGUUCAGUUAAAACUGGAUCAGUAUUUUGGUCGGCGGGAGCCGCUCUCUCCUACUUCUACAUGGUGUCCGCCUGGGGUGGUUACGUGUUCAUCAUCAACCUCAUCCCACUGCACGUCUUUGUGUUGCUUAUCAUGGGCAGGUACUCGCCGCGUCUACUGACCAGCUACAGCACCUUCUACAUCCUGGGCCUGCUGUUCUCCAUGCAGAUUCCGUUCGUUGGCUUCCAGCCAAUCCGUACCAGCGAGCACAUGGCUGCCCUGGGCGUGUUUGUGCUCCUGAUGGCCGUGGCUACUUUGAGGCAUUUGCAGUCGGUGCUUUCGCGCAACGAGUUCCGGAAACUGUUCAUCGUCGGUGGUCUGCUGGUAGGAGUGGGCGUUUUUGUGGCCGUCGUGGUUCUUACGAUGCUGGGCGUCGUGGCCCCGUGGAGCGGACGUUUUUACUCGCUGUGGGAUACCGGCUAUGCGAAAAUCCACAUUCCAAUUAUUGCCUCUGUGUCGGAGCACCAGCCGACGACUUGGUUCUCCUUCUUCUUCGAUCUCCACAUCUUGGUAUGCGCUUUUCCAGUUGGAGUGUGGUAUUGCAUCAAGCAGAUCAACGAUGAGCGCGUCUUCGUAGUUCUGUAUGCGAUUAGUGCUGUGUACUUCGCCGGUGUGAUGGUGCGUCUAAUGCUGACGCUAACCCCUGUUGUGUGUAUGUUGGCGGGCGUGGCCUUCUCAGGAUUGUUGGACGUUUUCCUGCAGGAGGAUUCAUCAAAACGAAUGGGUUCAGCCAUACAUGCCGCCGCUGAAGUGGAUGAAGCCGAGGACUCCAUUGAAAAGAAGACCUUGUACGAUAAGGCUGGAAAACUGAAGCACCGAACCAAACAUGACGCUCAACAGGACACUGGUAUCAGUUCAAACCUUAAGAGUAUUGUUAUCCUGGCUGUUCUUAUGCUCUUGAUGAUGUUUGCUGUCCACUGCACCUGGGUCACUAGCAAUGCCUACUCCAGCCCGUCCAUUGUGCUGGCUUUCCACAACAGCCAAGAUGGCUCGCGCAAUAUAUUGGACGACUUUAGGGAGGCCUACUACUGGCUUUCGCAGAACACCGCCGACGACGCUAGGGUAAUGUCCUGGUGGGAUUACGGCUAUCAGAUAGCAGGCAUGGCGAAUAGAACAACUUUGGUGGACAAUAAUACGUGGAAUAAUAGUCACAUAGCUCUGGUCGGCAAGGCUAUGUCCUCGACCGAAGAGAAGUCGUAUGAAAUCAUGACAUCUCUGGAUGUGGACUAUGUGCUUGUGAUCUUUGGCGGUGUCAUUGGCUACUCUGGCGACGACAUCAACAAGUUCCUGUGGAUGGUUCGUAUCGCCGAGGGCGAGCAUCCCAAAGAUAUCAAGGAAAGCGAUUACUUUACGGACCGGGGUGAAUUCAGAGUCGAUGCUGAAGGCGCGCCAGCUUUACUUAAUUGCCUUAUGUACAAAUUAAGCUACUACAGAUUUGGGGAGUUGAAAUUGGACUAUAGAGGACCAUCGGGAUAUGAUCGCACUCGCAACGCAGUCAUCGGCAACAAAGACUUCGAUUUGACGUAUUUGGAAGAAGCAUACACAACGGAGCACUGGCUGGUUCGAAUCUACAGGGUAAAGAAACCUCAUGAGUUCAACAGACCCGCUCUAAAAGCAAAGGAAAGGACGAUUCCACCAGGAAAUUCAAUCUCUAGAAAGAAUGCGAAGCGUCGCAAGGGCUACAUACGAAACCGGCCAGUUGUUAUUAAAGGAAAACGGACCUUGAAGUAAACACAAAAAUUAAUUUGUAUUUAUCUUACACUAAUAGAAACUUGGUUAAAACGCAUUACACAAGGCACACGUUUGGUGAAAGUGGUUACCGUGCAUCCUCAUGUUGAGGGCUUUUAUUGCCGCGUCCAAAUUAAAUCAAACCUCUUUCCAUUCUCGUGCGUCCCUGAUAAAAUUCCUAUAUCCUCCGAUUUAAUUGUUUCGCGGCUCCACCAUUCAUUGUCUUAAGCUAGCAAUUCAAUAAAGCAGAGUGUACAUUUUUAAACCUAA